This is a messenger RNA of Branchiostoma belcheri (Belcher's lancelet), 363 nucleotides long. Its product is annotated as putative aldo-keto reductase family 1 member C8. Gene Ontology annotation, cellular component: cytosol. The annotation marks the transcript as partial. Lineage: Eukaryota; Metazoa; Chordata; Leptocardii; Amphioxiformes; Branchiostomatidae. Gene Ontology annotation, molecular function: aldose reductase (NADPH) activity. The record is from RefSeq and is a predicted model, not a curated record. The transcript has 3 exons.
GUCUGAGAGCGAGACGGGAGAAGCGCAGUUAGAAUUUCGAUAGUUUUGAGCUCGGAAAUUCGCAGGAAAAUGGCAGCAAGUUCGGCUAUCAAGUUGUACACCGGUGCCAGGCUGCCUAUGCUGGGCCUUGGGACAUAUUGGAGGGUGCCCUAUGCAUACACCAUGGGUGGCAAACUCCUGCCACUGAAAUCUGAGGAGUAUAAGAAAACUGCCUAUGAGUGCACCAAGGCAGCCAUCAGUGCUGGGUACCGCCACAUUGACACUGCCUUUGCCUAUGAGAAUGAGGAAGAGGUGGGGAGAGCCAUCAAGGACAAGAUACUGGACAAGACUGUCAAACGAACAGACAUGUUUGUCACUGGGAAG